This is a messenger RNA of Vespula pensylvanica (western yellowjacket), 4767 nucleotides long. RefSeq names its product unconventional myosin-Va (gene dachs). Bases 635 to 4180 code for a protein of 1181 amino acids. Lineage: Eukaryota; Metazoa; Arthropoda; Insecta; Hymenoptera; Vespidae. Gene Ontology annotation, molecular function: cytoskeletal motor activity; ATP binding; actin filament binding. The transcript has 19 exons. Gene Ontology annotation, cellular component: myosin complex; vesicle; actin cytoskeleton. Gene Ontology annotation, biological process: vesicle transport along actin filament; actin filament organization. The record is from RefSeq and is a predicted model, not a curated record.
UCUUUCUCUCUCUCUCUCUCUCUCUCUUUCUCUCUCUCUCUUUCUCUCUUUCUCUUCCUUCCUCCCUCGAAGUAGUUCACACAGUCGAAAUAUUAUGGGAUUAUCGGUAAAAGAGAAAUAAGAGAGAGAGAGGGGAAAAACGAAGAAGAAAAAAGGAAAAGGAAAGUUAAAGUACAUUUUUUUUUCAACUGGUGCACGUACUUGGAGUUUCUUGGAUUAUUAUCGUUAAGAGUGAGAAAGAAAGAGAAAGAGAGAGAGAGAGAGAAAGAGAAAGAGAGAAAGAGAAAGAGAGAGAGAGAGAGAAACUCUCUAUUUCUAUCUUUCUAACGAUUUCUGAGAAAUUCUUCGAAUCGAGAUGUGAGAAAAUCUAAAGUAAGAUCUAUUAGAAUCGACGUUGUCUAUACGAUCUCGAUUUUAAAUAUAUUAGGAAGAUCGAAAAUGUGCGAGUGCGGUGAGGAGUGUGCCGAGGACACGAAGAAUUCACGGCUUGUGAUGUUACGAGGUGAUCUGUGAAUCGUUAAGUGUACACGCUAGAAAGCGUGUCACUUUUUUACUUUCAUCAUCGUCAUUCGCGUUGUCGUUGUCAACGUUGUCGGCGAAAAUUCUCGGAGAAAUUGUGAGCCCAACGCCUGAGAUGGCCACCCUCGGCCUCUCGAAGGUCUUCAUACUGGACAAGUACUUUACGGAGCUGCAGAAGUUCUGGGAGACAGAGAAGAAGCUUCAAGAUGCCUCGUCCUCGAACGAAGCUGUACACCUACAGCAACGUCUGAGGAGCCUGAGCACGGAACUGGUGACCCUGAGGAACCGGCUACACGUAAGCCAACCUCCAAACGGUGGUUCAGUGCCGUCACCAGGAACACAAGGUGCCCUGUCGAAAAGUCCAGAGAAGGGUAAUUCUCUUGUUACUGGUGUUACUGCUGGUGUUGGUACUAAUACCGGUAGCAGUGGUACUGGUAAUGGUAAUGGUACUGGUAAUGGUGCACCUUCCUCACCAGCACCAGCCGUACCACCAAGGACCAGCUUACCACCUGCAUCCACGGUAUCCCAUGGAAUCGGCCAUCCGACUGGUCACUCGUCCAACCAUUCCACCAGUCACACGCUCACGGCAUCCGCGAUCGUUCAUCCUCACGUCAAUCACGCCUCUGCGAACACGCUCGGCCACAACUCCACUGUCGCGAAUAAUUUCAUAUCUGAUUUAGAUCCAACGAAGCGGCACAACGGCGUGUCGGACGAUGGUAUAGUAUCUUGUGUGACAGCCCUUGGUUGCCUACGAUCACCUCCAAUCUCCAGUAUUAUCGCCGACGUGAAGAACGCUAAGAGUAAUCAAGGCCAGCAUCGAUGUCUCCCGAAAGCAACCACACCAGCCAGUACUGGUCCUGCGACCUCUACGGCCUUGGACGAUCUCAUUCAUUUACCUGGACCUCUCACGGAGGAUGCGGUACUCAAAUGCCUUCAAGCUCGUUUUUGUGCUAAACAGUAUCACACGAAUGUGGGGCCUAUCUUGGUCAGUAUCAAUCCUUACACGGAUGUUGGGAAUCCACUGACCUUGACGAGUACCAGGGCCGUACCAUUGGCACCCCAAUUGAACAGGGUCGUCCAGGAAGCUGUAAGACAACAAUCAGAGACUGGUUAUCCACAAGCGAUUAUACUUUCUGGAACAAGCGGAUCCGGGAAAACGUAUGCCUCGAUGUUAUUACUUCGGCAACUUUUCGACGUAGCUGGCGGUGGCCCGGAAACAGACGCUUUUAAACAUCUGGCAGCUGCAUUCACGGUUCUUAGAUCUUUGGGAUCUGCUAAAACUGCCACGAACUCGGAAAGUUCAAGAAUAGGUCACUUCAUCGAGGUACAAGUUACCGACGGAGCUUUGUACAGAACAAAAAUUCAUUGUUAUUUCUUGGAUCAAACGAGAGUGAUCCGACCAUUACCAGAUGAGAAAAAUUAUCAUAUAUUCUAUCAGAUGUUAGCUGGUUUGUCUCAUGAGGAGAGAGUGAAACUCAAUUUGGAAGGAUAUAAUCUGAAAAAUUUGAGGUACCUACAAAAUGGCGAUACUAGACAGGACGAGGCAGAAGAUGCGAUAAGAUUUCAAGCUUGGAAAGCUUGUUUGGGUGUUCUCGGUAUACCUUUCCUCGACGUUGUAAGAGUAUUAGCUGCUGUUUUGAUUCUUGGUAACGUAGGAUUCACGGAUGGGCCUGGUGUUGAGGUUGGUGUAAUCGGAGAAAAUGAACUCGCUUCGGUGGCCGCACUUUUGGGGGUUCCGCCACCUGCACUUCUCAGAGGUCUUACAUCGAGGACCCACAAUGCCCGAGGACAAUUGGUUAAGUCGGUCUGCGAUGCAAACAUGUCCAACAUGACGAGAGAUUCCUUGGCCAAAGCUCUUUAUUGUCGUACCGUAGCAACUAUAGUCAGAAGAGCUAACAGUUUAAAAAGAUUAGGAUCGACGCUUGGAACUCUUUCGUCUGAUUCCAACGAGUCUGUUCAUAAUCAAGCUGAAGUCACCAGUCAACAUGCUUCUACUAUUGGCAGUUCUGCAGGUGGUACUGGUUCAAGGAGCAUGACAGCUUUGAACAAUGCCGUGAGACAUGCGACAGAUGGUUUUAUAGGAAUCUUAGACAUGUUUGGAUUCGAAGAUCCGAAACCGAGUCAAUUGGAACACCUCUGUAUAAAUUUGUGUGCUGAGACUAUGCAACAUUUUUAUAACACGCACAUUUUUAAGAGUUCCAUCGAAAGUUGCCGUGACGAAGGUAUAAGGUGUGACGUUGAGGUGGAUUAUGUUGACAAUGUACCUUGUAUCGAUCUCAUUUCUUCUUUGCGUACCGGUUUACUCAGCAUGUUGGACGUCGAAUGUUCGAUACGUGGUACUGCGGAGAGUUACGUAGCUAAGGUGAAAGUUCAGCACAAACAAAAUCUUCGACUAUUCGAACCUAGACCAGUAGAUUGCAGAUCUUUCGGUAUUCAACAUUUUGCUGGCAGAGUCACGUACGAUGCAUCAGAUUUUUUGGACACCAACAAAGAUGUUGUGCCUGAUGAUUUGGUGGCUGUCUUUUAUAAACACACUUGCAGCUUUGGUUUCGCUACCCAUUUGUUUGGCAGUGAAUUAAAAGCUUUGUACGCAAACGAUACUGUUCCAAGAGGUGUUAGCUUUAGGAUAUCACCGACUUCUCAUACGGAUCUUUUAAACGGCGAUGAACCGAUCUCAACGCUAACGCAAGACUUUCAUACGAGAUUGGACAAUCUGUUAAGAACUCUGGUCCAUGCUAGGCCACAUUUUGUUAGAUGCAUCAGAAGCAAUGGAACUGAAACUCCUAUGCAUUUGGAUCGAGGUGUUGCGAUGAGGCAAAUACGUUCCCUGCAGGUUUUAGAGACUGUUAAUUUAAUGGCUGGCGGUUACCCGCAUAGGAUGCGAUUCAAGGCGUUUAAUGCGAGGUAUAGAUUGAUCGCACCUUUCAAACAAUUACGACGAGCUGAGGAACAAGCUGUCGAGGAUACAAAACUUAUUUUACAAAAUGCACAACAAUUGAAAAAUAAAUUUGGAGCUAGUACGAGUUGGGCACUUGGAAAGAGACACAUUUUCCUUAGCGAGGGCAUUCGUCAACAGUUAGAAUGUUUGCGUUCGGAGACAAGAAGGAAAGCUGCCACUGUGAUACAGGCUACGUGGAGGGGAUGGAGAGUUCGAAGGAGAUGGCCAUUAAGAAGAACGACGAUGUGUGUAUCAACGGUUAUUGGUCAGAAGAAACUACAACAGACGACGACAACUGGUAAUACUGGAACUGUUCAAAGAAAUGUUACAACGGGAACAGGAACCGGAACUGGUACUCGUCCUAGACCACAACCAAUCGCUGGUACACCACCACCAGAUCCUUCGGAAAAAUGUGCCGAUCAAAAAAUGAUUCAACAAACUUGUACAUUAUUUGGCCUUGAUCUGGAACGUCCACCACCGGUACCACCAAGUAGAUCAUACACCGUAACAGGUAAUACGAAAUUAGGAUAUCCGCAAACAAGGAUCAUGAAGAUGCCUUUUCCAGAAGAAGGGGAAGGAGAAGUAGUAUUAUUGAAAGGUGAAACAGUGUUAGUCAUUGGAGCAUCUCCGAGGCGAGGACAUCUCUUAGUAGAACACAACAAUACUACGUUACAUGUGCCUUAUCAAUUCAUGGAGCUUAAACCUUGCAACAUUAACGUAUAAUAAUUUAUUGCGUUUAUAAUUUUCAACACCGACUAUAUAUAUAUAUUUUUCUAAACUAAUAUUUGAACAAUUCGUAUGGAGCUGAAACCUUGCUACAUGCCAACAACUAGAAAAAAUAGAAGAAAGGAAAAAACAGAAGAAAAUAAGAAAAACAGAAAAAAAAUACACAGAAAGAAAGAAAAUUCAAUCGUAAUAAUAUAUCACUAUGCCCUGUACAUGUACCAUAUUCGAUUAAGGCCUCUUUCGGAUUACUAUAGAAUAUAUUACAUACGAUUAGUGCCACUUGAUUAGACUUUAAUCGACUUUUAGUUUUUAUUAUCGAUAUUAGCUCCUAAGUAAUAAGAUAUCUUAGCUUUGUAUAUUAGCUUAUACACUGAUUCAUCAAAGAUUCUAAUAAAAAAGUUUUAAUAAUUAAUAAAGCCGUUAGAAACGUAUGAAGAAAAUUGUAUGUAAAUACUAUAAAGAGAUUAUUUGUGAUCGGUGUGUGUUACUUACGUAUGAUUUACGAAUGAAGGAUAUACGUAUUCAUAGCUUGUGUAAUUACUUAUAACGAGAUAAUAAAAACUAAUGAAAAAUAUAAUUAACCU